Messenger RNA from Caenorhabditis briggsae, 462 nucleotides. The transcript has 4 exons. The record is from RefSeq and is a predicted model, not a curated record. Bases 1 to 462 code for a protein of 153 amino acids. NCBI's taxonomy places the organism in Eukaryota, Metazoa, Nematoda, Chromadorea, Rhabditida, Rhabditidae.
AUGUUUCAUUAUUUGGGACCGAGGGACCCAGGGACCCAAGGACCCAGGGACCCAGGGACCCAGGGACCCAGGGACCCAGGGACCCAGGGACCCAGAGACCCAGGGACCCAGGGACCCAGGGACCCAAGGACCCAGGGACCCAGGGACCCAGGACCCAGGGACCCAGGACCCAGGACCCAGAUUUUUUCAUCCACAAAAUACUCAAAUAGAAUACAAGAUCUCACAAUCAGAAAACUUUCUCAUACAAACAAUGAGUCAUUUGAGGAUCCAAACAAUUAUUUGAGGAUUCACAACAUUAAUUCGUCAUUUUCAAAGCCUGGAAAAACAAAAACCUUUGAUGACUCAUUUUCAAAAAUAGUAUAUAAACUGAGAUGGCAGACAUUUGUUCAUUUUAUUCUCUUUUUUUUUGGUCACCUUCUGAAUCCUAUUAAUUUUUAUAAGAACAAGGAAAGCCUUCAGUAG